Cebus imitator (Panamanian white-faced capuchin) is the source of this 6658-nucleotide messenger RNA. Its product is annotated as gamma-aminobutyric acid receptor subunit beta-2. The annotation marks the transcript as partial. Gene Ontology annotation, biological process: regulation of membrane potential; nervous system process; chemical synaptic transmission. The record is from RefSeq and is a predicted model, not a curated record. NCBI's taxonomy places the organism in Eukaryota, Metazoa, Chordata, Mammalia, Primates, Cebidae. Gene Ontology annotation, molecular function: neurotransmitter receptor activity; GABA-A receptor activity; extracellular ligand-gated monoatomic ion channel activity. Gene Ontology annotation, cellular component: synapse; GABA-A receptor complex; membrane. The transcript is spliced from 5 exons.
AUGGAUACACAACUGAUGACAUUGAAUUUUACUGGCGUGGCGAUGAUAAUGCAGUAACAGGAGUAACAAAAAUUGAACUUCCACAGUUCUCUAUUGUAGAUUACAAACUUAUCACCAAGAAAGUUGUUUUUUCCACAGGUUCCUAUCCCAGGUUAUCCCUCAGCUUUAAGCUUAAGAGAAACAUUGGCUACUUUAUCCUGCAAACGUACAUGCCUUCCAUCCUGAUUACCAUCCUCUCUUGGGUCUCCUUCUGGAUCAAUUACGAUGCUUCAGCUGCAAGAGUGGCAUUAGGAAUCACAACUGUCCUCACAAUGACCACAAUCAACACCCACCUCCGGGAAACUCUUCCUAAAAUCCCGUAUGUGAAGGCCAUUGACAUGUACCUGAUGGGGUGCUUUGUCUUUGUUUUCAUGGCACUUCUGGAAUAUGCUCUAGUCAACUACAUCUUCUUUGGGAGGGGGCCCCAGCGCCAAAAGAAAGCAGCUGAGAAGGCUGCUACUGCCAACAAUGAGAAGAUGCGCCUGGACGUCAGCAAGAUUUUUUAUAAAGAUAUUAAACAAAAUGGGACCCAAUAUCGAUCCUUGUGGGACCCUACUGGAAACCUCUCCCCAACUAGACGGACUACCAAUUACGAUUUCUCUCUGUAUACGAUGGACCCCCAUGAGAACAUCUUAUUGAGCACUCUUGAGAUAAAAAAUGAAAUGGCCACAUCUGAGGCUGUGAUGGGACUUGGAGACCCCAGGAGCACAAUGCUAGCCUAUGAUGCCUCCAGCAUCCAGUAUCGGAAAGCCGGGUUGCCCAGGCAUAGUUUUGGCAGAAAUGCUCUGGAACGACAUGUGGCACAAAAGAAAAGUCGCCUGAGGAGACGUGCCUCCCAACUGAAAAUCACCAUCCCUGACUUGACUGAUGUGAAUGCCAUAGAUCGGUGGUCUCGCAUAUUCUUCCCAGUGGUUUUUUCCUUUUUCAACAUCGUCUAUUGGCUUUAUUACGUGAACUAAAACAUGGCCUCCCAUGGGAAGCAAGGACUAGAUUCCUCCUCAAACCAGUUGUACAGCCUGAUGUAGGACUUGGAAAACACAUCAAUCCAGGACAAAAGUGAUGCUAAAAUACCUUAGUUGCUGGCCUAUCCUGUGGUCCAUUUCAUACCAUUUGGGUUGCUUCUGCUAAGUAAUGAAUACACUAAGGUCCUUGUGGUUUUCCAGUUAAAACACAAGUGAUUUGUACACAUGCUGGCAAGACAGCCUGAGUGCUCCAUGUUGUCUGUUUAGUAUGCAGCCUGCUCAGAGGGGAAUAAUUUGGAAGAUAUUUUCAGAAGGCUCAAUAGCAUUGUCACUCAUUUGGCCAGAUACUCCCCAUCUUCCUUUUUAAGGUUGGCGUGCUGUUGAGAUGGCAUUGUGCUUAUGAAACAUUGUCUGUAAUGCCAUGCAAACAUGUUACUUGAAGAUGAUCUGUGCCUGUCUUAUUAAAAUGAUAAUGGUGUCAUGGGAAGAUUAUUCCCACUAGAUUCUAAAGGAUUCUCAUGUGAUUGGAGCAGGCUAGGGGAAUCAAGACAGAGACUCAGGAAGCUGAUUUGGCCAAUCUCUUUGCUUGAGCACAGAGAAUCAACUAUGGUGUCUUUCAUCUUGGCAUUUAGAGGUGAGGAGACUUCUGAACAUUAUCGUGCAUGGUGGCCAAGGAAAUUUUUGCUAAAAAGCUAUUUCCUAGGUGGUUAAAGUAAGAGUUAACAACACAGAGCAGAGUAGAGAAUCAGAAACGACCAUUGUAACAAAAAUCAAGCAAGCAAGCAAGCAUGACCCUUAUCAGUUCCACACAGCAUCGGGUCUAUACGUACUGUGUCUAGUGGCAAAGGGCGAGUAAGAGGGGUUGUUUUUCCAACAUCACAAGCUUUGACAGCAUACCUAAAGAGGUUUUUAUAGUUUAAUCAAAGAUAGCCAUGAAAUACAAAACUUAGAGAAAUGAGAAUUGUAUUAGAUAUUCAGGUUAGAUUCAGAGUCAUUCAAAUAUACAAAUAUAGAGCACAAACUAGCAAACAGAUUGUUUUUCUCAGACUAUGUCGGCUGUCUCUGCAAUUUUUGUCCCUAUAAUUUUACUUCUGAAUUUAAUAGGGUAUUUCAAGAGAAGGAUUUGUUCAUCACUUUAAAGAAUUCAUGGUCCUCUCCAGCUUUUUGGCUUCCAAAAUUCUGAUUAUAUUUUUAGGAGACUGGCAAAGUACGGCUUUGGAGAGAUUGAGUGAACUAUAUUUUCUUAUGUGCAAUGAAAUUCACAAUUCUAUUUUCCACAGCAAACAAUACUUCAAGGAGUAUGAACACAAGGAGAGUUAAUUUGUGAGUUCAUUGAGUUUGGGCUUGAUUUUCUUAAGAGUGCUUUGGUUGUAUGUAUUGGAAUCUGCCUAAUCAAGGAAAAGAUGAAAACUAGUGGAAAAUGACAACAAAGCCACAUUAACAUGAUAAAUGUUAUGAGCCUCAGUUGGUAUUGCAGAAAAAUACGUAACUGUUAACCAGGCAGACAUGAUGGCUUUUUUUUUUCUGCUUUUAAAUUAUGUCAUUGUGCUUCUUUCCAUACUAAUUGGAUAUAUGCAUUCAUAUGUUGGACAGGAAAGAGAAUAAGCUAAUAUGUCAUACUUCCAUCAAUAUGAGGUUUAUAUAUUGCUUUUCUUAUACAAAAUAGCGAAUUGCUAAAUUUUCCUUCAAGUUUAAUUUGACUGAAUAUUUUCUUGGAAGAUGACUUUGCUAUUUCAUUUUAAAAACAAAGAAACCUCUUCUUUUUAGAGUAACAUCCCUAAUUGUGCAUAGUAACCAGUAUCUGCCUGUGGAUAAUGUAUGUUUUCUUGAUUUCUUAUUUCCUUUAUGAUUCAGCAGCUUGGAAUAUGAUGGAGUACUAUUGUCCUUGCAUUCCAACUGUCCAAGAAAAACAACCUUUAUCCUUCAGCUUUCUGAAUUUGCCCCAAAAUGGGAUGGUAUUUUUGUUUCACCAAUGUAGGAAACCUUGGCUCUUAUGUUUUGGUUACAUAAUCUUGAACACCUCUAAGUAUAAUCUUUGGGCAGAAUCUGACCAAGAUUCUUCUCAUAGGCUCGGAGUAGAGAUUCCUCAUGUUUCUUCAGGGACAUACUUUCUCCUAGGCAAUCAUUUUGGGGCAUCACACUAAGUAAAGUGCCUGCCCCUUGUAACCAGGGGGUAAAGUUUGAAUAAAAAACAUCAGGAAGGAGCAUAUAGAUAACUCAGGGGAACAACUCCAAAAUGCCAUUCUGAAAAGGCUCUUCUAUAGACAACUCAGAGCCCAAGUGUAGAAGGAGCCUCUUAUGUGCAACCACUGUACAAGCCAUAAAAAUCUUUGAUAUUGCCAUUUAUGAUUAUAAAAAAAUUUUAGAUGUCAAAGGAAGUCAACAGAGCAAUCAAGAACAAAGUGAAGAGAAGCAUCUUUGCAGUUUGAGCCUCAAAAGCAUAUAACCAGGAAUUAAUUUCUGCUCUCAGUGAUAAGAAACAAGACAAAGGAGAAAAGAUGGGACCUUAGAAGCAAUGCCAUAGAGUGAAAAGCAUACAUUGGCACUCAGUAACCACAGAGAUAGAAACAACUGACUCAUCAUCUCCAGAAAUAACCGUAGAUGUAGAAUUUAUUCUUAAAUAUAUGUUUGGUUGAAUUGAAAUGCAGUCAUCAAAUGUGAGGAGGGGGGCUAGACCUGAUAAGUCUAGGAAGACCAGUCAGCUUGAUAGCCAGUUGUUAAACUAAAGGACCACAAAGGUGUGUUUUAGUAGUUCUGAUAUGGGAUUACUAUCAGUUUAUACAUAUGUAUAGAUUUUCUUUUGAUUAUAAACAGCCAGAUAGCCAGCAAUUAAGGUGUUUUUUCAUCUUUGUGAAAUUCAUAGACAAAUUCUGACUCUAAAAUGCACAGUCUACAUGAAAAUCUUUGAUCUCAAUCUGUAUAUAUAUAUAUUGUACAUGACUGCUAGUAGGUAUGAAAUGCAUUUCAGAAUUGAAAACUCAUGCAACAUAAUCAUGUGUUUGCAUAAGGAAUGUUAAAAUUCUUUCUACUGCAAUUUAUUAACAGGGGAAAAGACUCAAGCAGUGCCAUCUAGACCUUUUCUCUUCUCAUUUCUACAAAAGCAGUGCUAAGUAAAAUAAUAAUAAUAAUAAAAACGGUUUAUGAACCAAAAGACUUUACAUUCUAGAAUUAGGAACACACAAAAAAUCUGUCAGCUUGCAAAAGCACAACAUGUAAAGAAAGAGCAGUGGAAUGCAUAAUGGGGAAAUGAAUCACAUUUAUAUAAAGCAAGACCUACAUUAAAUUGGCAACUAAGACAAUUUCCAUUUUCUAUAGGUAACUGUGUUCCAGUUUAAUGAUUACCUUCAUGCUCAACAACAAAAACAGCAAUGCAACAUUAACAAAAACAGGUCUUACAACAUAUCUACAUGUAUAUAUGUGUAUAUAUAGAUCCAUAUAAACAUACAUACAUAUAUAUGUAUUCAUAUGUUGGAAAACAAAAGGAAUAAGCUAAUAUGUUUUGUUUCCUUCAUUAAACCAGUAUAUGAGUAUUUUUAAUUUGGCAACCAAAAGUCAACACAUUGAAAUAAGUAAUACAGGGUACUGAGCAUUUCUCUAUCAGCAAAUCAAUGCCUACAGUUUUUAUGAACCAUUGCACAGUUUAACUCGACAAUAGUACUGUACCCCAGAACAUCAGAAGUUAAGUAGUUGUCACAUUGCUUGUCCAAUUGCUCUCUUUUUUAAGGUAACAAAUAACGUUGUCCAUUGGUGAUUCAAAAACAAAAAUGUCUUAAGAAAAUGAAAAAUGAUAAAAAUUCCUCCAUAGAGGAAGAAAAAAAAAUAACUAAACCUCACCAUGUUGGUUAGGGUGAAAUACUAAGUACUCAAAACUGUAGCAAUCAUGCCAAUUGGCUAAAUGUACAGAGUACAUGUAAUGUGAACAACCAUAACUUUCACUGAGCGUGUGUAAAUAUUAAAACAGAUUUCUUAAAUAUUUUUAACUUCUAAUUUGUAUUUUAUGGUAAGGCAAUGUGCUAAUUCUGUUUAUGGCUUAAAUUGAUGUGUUAUAAUAUGUAAAUAAUUAAACAUGCUGUAAAUGAAUAGUCAAUAGAUACAAAUAAUUGUUUAGUUUUUUUCUUAAUUUUUAUUUAUUUUUUACAAAGUACAGUUACUGCAGUGACCCCAGCAGAGUAAUUUAAACACCCUUUUGUAUAAAUGGUUUGGGAAUCCCAGACAGAAGGGUUUCAGUUUGCUAUCACACACACAGUCACAUGCAGUCACACACACACACUCAAACACACAUAAUCUUUUGCUCACCCACACUGUCUCUCUCCCCCUCUAUGGGAAACACUCUACUGUUUAUGUAGUCAAUGUAACAACCAGAGAUAGCCUUAGAAAUGGCAAUUGGGAAAAGCAAAGAUGAUCAUUGAUAACUUAAUAGAGUUUUUAUAUGUCAGAGUUCAAGAAACCAAAGUUUGCAACUUAAAUCUCAGUUUUCAGAGUAAAAGUUUGUAUAGAUGGCACUACAGAAAAUAAAAAUGUUUAUUCCUACCAGCUCCAGAAAUGUGUUACACAGAAUACAUACUAGAAGACUUUUUUUUAAUAAUAGUAUUUUGUCCUUAGGUAGUACUGUUCCUUUCAACCAAAGACUCCAGAAUUAUUGAAAAACAAAAAAGGAAAGAAAAAAAAAAAACAAGAAAAUGGGGGGUGGGGGAAGGACGCUGCUUCACACCAAAGGUUUAAAAAAUAUUUUCCAAAUGCACUAGGAACGUUGUAAAAAAACAGAAAGUAGUGAACAGAAUGCUAAUUAAGAUACUGCCCUAGAGAAAUCCUUUUUUUUUUUUUUUUUUUUUAAAGCAGCACUUGUAAAAAGCUAUUCAAAUUUGGAAAUUGAAGUAGAAUAUUUCUGUAGAUAUAUGCAAAAUUCUGACAUAAAAUUUUAAUUUGCUUAGAGAAGUUUUAUUUGUAAUAAAGAUAAAUGUGAUUCAAAUGAUGAAAAACAAAACUUUAUGUUCUUUGAGUUCCCAAACCAAAUGUCACUCCCCUGUCACAUCCCCUAACCUGAUGCCCGUGUGUGUCCUUGCACCAUUUGAAGCAAGUUGACAGUUCCAUCAGUUUUUGUUUUGUUUUGUUUUGUUUUGUUUUGUUUUGUCUUUUCUUUUCUGGCUCAAUAAUUUGAGUUCAGCCAUGGUCAUUUUAAACAUAAUUAAUUCACACAAAGUUGCCUAUAAUUUAAUUUAAAUCUCAUAGCUUUAAAUUUUUUUUUGCAUGGGUGUUUAAAUAGUUCUGUUAUGAAUAUUGUCCCUGCACAGUUCUAAAUUGCCAUUUUAUUUUAAAAAGUGAUAUUCUAGUUUCUUCACAAUGUAGUGAUCAUCAGCCUUACUAAUUACCUUGUAGCCUUUCUUAAUAUGCACAUAAUGCACAUUUUCCAAUGGCUAGAAAAAUGCAAAAUACAAUGGAUAUCAUUGCAUCUAUUUUCAUGUCUUUCUAAAAACAGAACUACUAAAAUCUCUGGGAUACAUGAGAUAGUAAAAAAAUGAGGAUUAUAAAUGAAUAGCACAUAAGAAUUAUUUUCUUGAAUUUAAACUUAUUGCAGCCAGUUUCAGCAUGUAAAUAUAUAAUAAUGUUGGCUAGUGUGUAAUUCUUGAACUAAGAAAUAUAAAUAAAAAUAAAAAGAU